Molecule: messenger RNA, 1722 nt
Organism: Pyricularia pennisetigena
Lineage: Eukaryota; Fungi; Ascomycota; Sordariomycetes; Magnaporthales; Pyriculariaceae
Exons: 3
Coding region: 1-1722 (573 amino acids)
Molecular function (GO): DNA binding
Source: RefSeq, a predicted model, not a curated record
AUGGCACCAGUAGCUGUCGAACCCCAACAUCUUCAACAAAAACAUGCGCGCACAUACCCGCCCAGAUACGUGCCUCUGGUCGCGACAAUAUCGCAUGCGACUCUAGUCAUCGCGCUGACUGCGAUCGUGGGACGCGGUCUGUAUUUCUCAUACAGGUCGCUGCCACCCGCACAGUCGACGCGCCCGCGCCUGGCGAACCGUGACAGGCUGGUACCUGUGUUUUCUGCCCUUGCCGCCCUCAGCUUGGCGCUGGCGACACGUUCGACGUCCCAGUACGCGUCUAUAUCAUACAGCAAAUGGGCGGAUGAGCGUGGUAUUGAUUCAGAAGGGUGGUUCCCUUAUCUUACCGGCGGCAACUUGACACGCUGGCUACAUGACACACCAGUGUAUCGGGAUGCGCUUGAGAUCGUCGCCGAGAAGGCGCGCCGUUUCUGGUGGGCCCAGCAGGCAGACCUUGGUCUAGUCUCGUGGGCACUCCUGCUCUCCAUAGAAGGACACCGCCGCCGAAUCCCUCACCUUUGGGCCUACCUGGCACUGUCGCAGCUUGUCAAUCUGUCAUAUGCGCAAAACCUCUUCUAUCUCGCUAUGCUACUGACCCCAGUCCCCCUGGCUGAUGAUGGGAACAGAGGGAACCAAGAAAAUUCUGUGCUCGCGCGAGGGCUGCACCGGGUAUUUCCACCCAAACCAGCGAACUGGUGUCCACAUCCUGGCGUGUUCCUGGGCAUCCUGUUUCUGAACCUCGGAGCCGUAUCUCUGCUUCCGCAUGUCGCUGAAACCUCAGCAACAACUGACAGCAUCAUCUCGCUUGCGGUUACGACACUCGCCACAAGAACACUUUCCAUGAUACUGGUUGCCAUGCCAGCAGCCAUCCCGGUAUCUUGGGGAACCGUGCACGCUCACCCGCACGACGCAUAUGGAGCCUAUUCCCAAAUAUUCCGCACGGCAUCACUGGCGAGCCUUGUCCUACAUGGCAAAGCAUCAUUGACGGCUCUCACAUACAACACGCCUGGUUCGCACACGCACAGGCACCUACGCAUACAGGGCGUGAUCCCUUCCUCUCUCGCAUGGGAAUAUAAGAGGCGGACGGAGUGGGAAAGGACUGCGACAGCGGUGACCAAAGUCCUCGGGUCUACAAAUGACCAUCCUGUUGUCGCUGCAGUGGGGAACGACGUUCUGCUUUCGGCCUUGUCGCUGGGCAUCUGGGCUGCCGCACGGGCGCUGGAGCCACAUCACAUUUUGCGCUCAUGCUGGCCGUUCUAUUCACCAGGAGCCGCUGGAAGAUCAAUGGCCGAGGACAUCAGCUCUCUCGCCGAGGAUUACGCAGAUGGCGUCGAGGUUGAACCGGCGGACGAAGCAGUGGUCAAGUCCGAGCUGGACCAUCAAGACAUGCCGAUCAGUCCUCGAAAACGCGGAAGGCCUCCCAAGAAUGCGGCUGCUGCUAGCCUGCCCGCCUCUGACGAAACUGCGCCAACGAUUCGGCGCCGUGGUCGGCCUCGAAAGGUCAAGCAAGAAGAGCCGGAACCGAAGCCGGAAACAGAACAAAUAGCAGAUCCGACAUAUGAGCCCACUCCAGAAGAGGCAGCACAGGUGGUCGAAGGUGACGCCCUUCCAGAGGAGGAUCUGGACUGGGAGGUGGCUGCCCUCGCGUGGGGAAUCACAGCCAUAGGUGGACUUGGAUGUGGCAGCGCUGGCGUCUAUGGAGGAGAAUGCAUUUCUCGGUAA